Messenger RNA from Vitis vinifera (wine grape), 966 nucleotides. RefSeq lists its product as uncharacterized. Gene Ontology annotation, cellular component: nucleus. Lineage: Eukaryota; Viridiplantae; Streptophyta; Magnoliopsida; Vitales; Vitaceae. Gene Ontology annotation, molecular function: 8-oxo-7,8-dihydroguanine DNA N-glycosylase activity. The transcript is spliced from 5 exons. The coding region runs from base 1 to 966 and encodes 321 amino acids. The record is from RefSeq and is a predicted model, not a curated record. Gene Ontology annotation, biological process: base-excision repair, AP site formation; DNA repair.
AUGGCACCAAAUGUUUGGAUCCCAUCUACCAAGACCCUACAGCGGCCCUUACGGCUAGCAGACCCCUACACUUCAAUUCUAACCUCCAUUUCACAUCCAGACAAUGAAAAUGCCAUUCAUGUACGUCUUCAUGAUACUGAAUACAUCUCUCCAAACGACCAACGAGUUAUACUGGAACAGGUGGCCCGAAUGCUGAGAAUAUCAGAUAGAGAUGAAAGGGAUGUGAAGCAGUUUCACCAAAUACAACCAGAAGCAAAGAACAAGUGUUUCGGUCGAAUUUUCCGAUCUCCGAGCAUCUUUGAGGAUAUGGUCAAAUCCAUUCUCCUCUGCAACGCCCCGUGGAGAAGAACUUUGGACAUGGCUCAAGCUCUUUGUGAGCUUCAAUUUGAACUGAAAGGUCAUAAGAGAAAACGAGUGACAAACCCAAGAAGCAAGGCAAAAAACAGUGCUGAUGAAGUUCAAUCCAUAGGAAAUUUUCCAAACUCGAUGGAGUUAAAUAUUCUCGAUGAGGAAACAUUGAAGAAGCGAUGUAAUCUGGGAUACAGAGCAAAAAUCAUUCUUGAACUAGCUACAAGUAUUGAGAAUGGUGAAGUUAAACUACAAAACUUUGAAAAAGCAUUGGACGCCGAGUCAAUGGAGAAAAUAUAUGACAUGUUGAAUAAGAAGAAAGGUUUUGGUCCCUUUGCAUGUGCCAAUAUUUUGAUGUGCAUCGGAUAUUAUCAGAGGAUUCCAACGGAUAGCGAAACUUUUAGGCAUGUAAAGGAGAUACAUGGGAGAAGAAAGAAGGUCACAGAAAAAGAUGUGAAAGAGAUAUAUGACAAAUAUGCCCCAUUUCAAUGCCUGGCGUAUUGGUUGGAGCUAAGUGAGUACUACCAAAGUAGAUUUGGGAAGCUAAGCGAGCUACCAAGAUCUGAAUAUCACACUAUAACUGGCAGCUAUAAAUUGCGUACAAGCAUACCAAAGUGA